Molecule: messenger RNA, 1561 nt
Organism: Otolemur garnettii (small-eared galago)
Lineage: Eukaryota; Metazoa; Chordata; Mammalia; Primates; Galagidae
Gene: SRP9
Product: signal recognition particle 9
Exons: 3
Coding region: 278-538 (86 amino acids)
Biological process (GO): negative regulation of translational elongation; SRP-dependent cotranslational protein targeting to membrane
Cellular component (GO): signal recognition particle, endoplasmic reticulum targeting
Molecular function (GO): 7S RNA binding
Source: RefSeq, a predicted model, not a curated record
UGUACCUCCACUUCCACAAGCGGCGCUGUGGCAACCGCACCUGUAGGUCGCAGGCUCCCGACUGCCCCGCGCGGCUCCGCCCCUCCCUGGCAACAGCCCUCCCGCCCAUUGGGCCAGCGUGGGCGCGGCCGUCCAAUGGAGCGAGGCGUUGGUUCAAAGAGGCGCCACCAUCUUGGGGAGCUGGGACGCCCGUGUCGCUCGGCGGCCGCGGGAGGAGGGUAGGCAGGUGGGCCUGGUCUCGUGGUCUUGCCCCUGUCCUGUUCCACCCCGAGCCGAGAUGCCGCAGUACCAGACCUGGGAGGAGUUCAGCCGCGCGGCCGAGAAGCUCUAUCUCGCCGACCCCAUGAAGGCACGUGUGGUUCUCAAAUACAGGCAUUCGGAUGGGAGUUUGUGUAUGAAAGUAACAGAUGAUUUAGUUUGUUUGAUGUAUAGAACAGACCAAGCUCAAGAUGUUAAGAAGAUUGAGAAAUUCCACAGUCAGCUAAUGAGACUUAUGGUAGCCAAGGAGUCCCGGAAUGUUACCAUGGAAACAGAAUGACUGGUUUGAAAUGAAGAUUCUGUUUGUCGUGUUCUUAGGAAGUAAAUAUCUUUUGAAUUUGAGAAAAUGUCAAAACAGAAAAUACUGUGUGUAACGAAAUGGACUAUUCAAAAACCAAGAGAUCAUUUUUUUGUAUUUUCUUGUUAAUGUUUAGUUUAGAGAGCUAGAAAUGUAAAUGCUUUCUAUUAGAAAGCCUUUAUGUAUUUUUGGAAAUUGAACAAGAAUUGUAUCUAUCUUGGAAACUUGUGGAUUUGAUGUUGGGUAAAAUAUAUAAUUCUUUGAUAAAUUUGUAUCAGUAAUUUGAAAAUGAGAUAUCAAGAAAAACCAAUUCUUCCAUCAAUUUAGUUGAUCUGUCUUUAAAAGAAAAUGAUAUGUAACCAUUUUGUUAGAUUGAUAUAUAUAUCUUUUGGAGAAUAAGAUUUGUGCUGUUGAUGACCAGUAAACGUAAAAUACGGUAACUAGAAUUAACUGUGCAUCAUAAUAUACCUGACUGUGUGUAGCAGUGUAGUCAUUAUACCUAAAAAGUAAUUAUGAAUAACAAGUAUGCUUUUCUUUAACCUUUCCAGCUUUAAGCUGUAAUUUAUAGUGUAAGGGAUUUAUAGUAUCAGCUUGUUGAGCAGUAACAAACUUUGCAAAAUCUGGCUUUCAGUACUUAAAAGCAACAGCAGUUAUUUGAAUGCAUGAAAGGAAUGAUGAUCACUGUAAUGUACUGAAACCACCACAUUACAGAAGUAUUUACUACAUAUUUCUCACCUAUAGUUUCUCAGAAGGGCUAAAGAUUAUUUGAACCAUUGAAUCUUCCCAUACCUCUGUGACACCCCCUGCUCACUUUUUUCUCUCUUCUUAACCAAGGUGUUAAACAUGACUGUCACAACUGUUCGUUAUAUGUGUAUUUUCUGGUAAACUAGAAGUGUGAUGUGUAUUAUUUGAUAUUUUUCUUACAUUUGUAAGCUGAGUUUUAGCAUCUAAAUGUAAUCGUCACAUGUUGAUUCCUCACUAUUAAAAUGAGUAACUUUAAUCUUA